This is a messenger RNA of Fomitiporia mediterranea MF3/22, 1284 nucleotides long. RefSeq lists its product as uncharacterized. The coding region runs from base 1 to 1284 and encodes 427 amino acids. The record is from RefSeq and is a predicted model, not a curated record. The transcript is spliced from 2 exons. NCBI's taxonomy places the organism in Eukaryota, Fungi, Basidiomycota, Agaricomycetes, Hymenochaetales, Hymenochaetaceae.
AUGUUGAAACGUUCGAGAACGACUCGUCUUCUAGACACCUUGCAUAUCAAAAAGCUUCCUAAAGGUGAUUGGGAUCAUAGUCUUCCUGUCGAAAUCCUAGAGGAGAUUUUCGCACUUGCAAUGGAGGACUAUAACAGAGUCCGGACACGUAUUGCUUAUCGGCGGUCAAGUCUACAGCCACUUCUUCGCAAUCUGGCAUGCGUUUGCCAGGUGUGGUACAGCAUGAUAACGCCCAUACUGUAUAACGAGAUAUACAUAUCCUCGCCGAAUGCAUUGGCUUCUCUGGCACGAGCGGUCACAAAGCACCCGCAUCUUCAGCCGCUUGUGAAUUCCUUCCAUUAUUCGAGUACGAUCUUCAAGUCUGCGAGUAUAGAGGAUUCGCCAGCAGAUUCGUGGAACACCAAGCGGAUCUACCGAGCAUGUCCAAACUUGAACGCGUUGGUUUUGAGCCGACCUCUUAGCGGCUUCCCCGACACGGACGAUGGUGCCAUGAAAACCUUUGGUCUUACUAUAGCCAUCAUAGAGAAACUUACACGCCUGGAGAUUGACCUACCGGACGGUAUACCCUGCGACGGCAAGCUAAUUUUCUCGGUCGAUUUAACCUUCCCCGCUCUUCAAGAACUCGCAUUGAACAUCCAACCGUUCGAACUAGAACCAGAGAGGAAGUACGCUUAUUCUCCUCCACAGCACCUUAUGGAAUGGCCGAAUAUGCCGAAACUUGUUCGGCUGCGCAUCACCAACUGGCACGUCAAGCAUUCAUGCUUUUGCUUCCCACCAAGUUCAAAGAACCUGCGCAUCAUCGAGCUCCUUGGAGGGAAUUAUUCUUCUAUUAGGCAUUUCUUCGAGAAGCAACUCGAGGCGUUUACGUUCGACCUGGAAUCACUCACUAUCACAGCAAUGGAUGUCGCGUGUGAGGAUCGGUUGAUGGGGACGCAUCGAUGUUUGUUCUUAAAUACUUUCUACUCAAUGAGCGAGCUCUGUAUCCCGUUUAGGACCUUUGGAGAACUCUCAUAUUUCGCUUUUCCCGACAACCUCCAGGCACUUGUUAUUGCUGCCUCUCCAGACGAAGAGUUCAACAUUGGGGAUUUAGGGGUAUUUCAUAAAUUCGAGGAGAACCUACUCAAAUAUCUUGAGCAGAAGCGUGCAGGUCAAAUUCUGAAGCAUCUGAAGGUCGUCCGGGUAGCCAUGAGGUCGCUAUGGAUGUUUUGGCUAGAGGCAACAUUCAGGUCCGAAAGGAUAUCUAAGACGGCGGAAGCUGCGGGAAUACAUUUAAGGAAAACUUAA